Messenger RNA from Fusarium tjaetaba, 2424 nucleotides. RefSeq names its product alpha-L-rhamnosidase A. Lineage: Eukaryota; Fungi; Ascomycota; Sordariomycetes; Hypocreales; Nectriaceae. The transcript is spliced from 3 exons. The record is from RefSeq and is a predicted model, not a curated record. Gene Ontology annotation, biological process: carbohydrate metabolic process. Bases 1 to 2424 code for a protein of 807 amino acids.
AUGGAGAAUUCACGGGAGACCCGCAGGGCACUAAAGCUCGUUAUCCCAAAACGAAUUUUGCGAACUUCAGGGAAUGUGACAUGCGGUAACGAGGUAUCGUCUUUUACCUUGAGCAAUGGCGACUCUGAGGGUAAGGCUGAAGUCAUCUUUGACUAUGGCCGAUGCGAAGGCGGCUUUCCCGCCUUUACCAUUGAGUCUGCAUCAGCGCCCGAAGGACAGCAACAAGUCGCGUUCCAAGUCACCUACAGUGAGACUAUAGAGGGGAUUGACAACGAGAAUGGCGACGGCCCGUUCUUCUUAUUCUCCAACGCUAUGGACAGCUAUCGAGUCUGCCAUCAUCACGCCAGCGUAACCAACGAUACCCAAACCGUGAAACCUCGAGCCACUCAAGCAUCCCAGAGGUUUCAAAAGAUCACCUUGCUCGACUCAAAUACGAGCAUUGUGUUCUCCAAGGUCGGCUUCCAAGCCGUGCGUCCUGAUGCUACCGUCAAAGCCAACUUCCACUGUUCUGACGAAACCAUCAAUCGCAUCUGGAGAGAUGGUGUUCGAACAGCUGACUUGUGUACCGUCGAUAGAGAAGAGACUGUUCCAGCAUGGGAUGUUACUGACGAGGGCAACCGUGUUUACGGAAGCCAUUGGGCCCCGUGUCGCCAGGGUACGAGAUGGAAGGACUACAAGGUCACGUUCCAGACAAAGGUUGAGGAACACGGUGCGAGUUGGGCUGUUCGUAUGAUCACCAACGGACUGAUAUUAUGCUUGGAUACUAGGAGUAGAAUGUUGACAGCCGUUGAGGGACUCUCGAACAAAUCAUCUAUCUUACCUUCAAUCGAAAGAGGGUCAUGGCAGCUUCCUGACAGCAUCGACCUCUCUGGAUGGGUGAACAUUGAGACGCUAGCGGUGGGAGAUCGCGUUACUGUCACUAUUGGAGGCAAAGAGGUUGCUACUGUUAGAGACAUUUACGUCAAGGCAAUGCUUGGAAACGGGCUUGUCAACACUGGUUCUGUCGCAUUUGGUGGACCCCCUGGCUGGGUUGCACUCUACCGAGAUCUAUCAGUCGCAGAUCACAACGGACAGAUUCUCUACGAGAACUCGCUGUUACAGCCUGAUGCUAGUCGUACGUUCGAUGACUUCCAGGUUGGAACAAACAAACUCGCCUGUAUUAUCGACGGCGCCAAGCGAGAUAGAGCUUCCUUUGGCGGCGAUGCCUUUGUCACGGGCCGUUCGAUCGCAUACUCCACCACCGACUUCGAGGCAUGGAGAGGCACCAUUCAGCUCCUUCUGAGUCACCAAACUAAGGAAGGGUAUCUUGGCAACCUCUGUCCCAUCCAGGCCCCAGAGCAUGAUGGUACAGAGGACCCGCCGCACUACGGCCACUACUCGUUGACAUAUGCACUGCUAUUGGUCGUCUCGAUCAAGGACUACUGGCUACACUCGGGCGACUGGUCUCUCGUAGAGAAGUCAUACCGUCAACUUCAAAGACAGAUGGAGUUUACGAGGGGGUUCUUGAACUCUGAUGGGUUGGUACAAGCACCGCCAUAUCUCUCGAUGACGUGGUUCCCUAUGGGUGGCCCUGUUUUUGGUGUCUCAACCGGACUGAACCUUGCCUACUUGGAUGCCCUCAACGCCAUGGCAUCAAUGUCCAAGGACAGUGAAACUGCAUCUCAAUAUUCCUCCCAAGCAGCCACUUUGACGGAGUCCUUAAUCCGUAGACUUUGGAAUGAUGAGCAAGGCACCAUACGACCUGCUCUAUCUCUAGACCGCGAUGGUGUCUUCCAAGAUGUCAACGCGUAUGCGGCGACUCUGGGCGUAUGCCCAGACCAUCCAAAAUUGGUAGAAGGCAUAUUCCCAGCCAGUGAAUCUUUACCCUCCGUAUUCCGAGGUCUCGAAAAAUGGGACAAGUUUGGACUUACCAGUCCCUACGCAUCUGGCUUUGCACUAGAAGCUCUGCUCGCUAAGAACGAGGGCAUAAAAGCAAGAGAGCUGUUAUCUCAGGUAUGGGGUGUCAUGGCGGACCAGGAUAGUCCGAACUACUCUGGGGCUCACUGGGAGGCCAUGAAAACUGACGGUUCGCCUUUCAAUCAUGACGUAUCGCUGGCUCACGGAUGGUCUUCAUGGCCAGUGUUUCUGCUACCACGGUACCUUGCUGGAGUAUAUCCUCUUGAAGCUGGCUGGAAGAGGAUUGGUGUCGAGCCUGUUCUUGCAGGUUUGGAAGAGGUGGCAUACUCACUCGAGACUCUGCAAGGGUCAUUUUCGGUGGUAGUGCUUGUGAGCGAGAAGCAGGGACAAGGCAGCAUUAAGCUGUUGGUACCUCAUGGUAGUACUGCCGUAGUCAAGGCUCCGAAGGGCUGGAGCUUGGAGAAUGAUGGUAUUAUUCAAGGCUCUGGAACAGAGAUAUCUGUAAAGCUGUUAAAGCAAGGCCUAUAG